Schistocerca cancellata (South American locust) is the source of this 1207-nucleotide messenger RNA. RefSeq lists its product as uncharacterized. Lineage: Eukaryota; Metazoa; Arthropoda; Insecta; Orthoptera; Acrididae. The coding region runs from base 88 to 777 and encodes 229 amino acids. The transcript has 6 exons. The record is from RefSeq and is a predicted model, not a curated record.
CCUUCAUCACGUGUCGUAAUUACAAAUUUUUCGCGGGGUGUUGCUGUAUGUGUCCGUAGUGUCUGCUAGAUAUUGACGGUUUUGAAUAUGGCUGCAUGGAAUCCCAGUGUACCACAGACCUUUCAACAAGAAUUGGAGGAAAUAAAAGUAUUACUUGAAUCAAAGCUCUCAGACAUACAAACAGAGCUCCAGCAACUUCGUGACACUGAAGACAAUAAUCGACUUGGCCGGCUGCCAAGUGAAAAUUUAGAGCAGACUAAGAAGCUUUUGAUUCAUUAUUUGAUAGAGAGUCUAACACCUCAAUAUCCAGAUUUUUUCAGAUCUGGAGAAGUACUUGAAAAAGCAGUACUUGAAAAAUUGGAAAUCCUACUAAAAGAAACUACCAGGAUGAUUGACAGUGAGAAGAGAGCAUUGAAUAAAUUAAAAAAAAAACUACAAAGUUUGCAGGCACAAUCUGAAUCAUUCGACACCAUCACGACUACAAGGCUUGAAUCAGGUGAAAUGAGACAGGCAGAGAAUCUUGAUAAAAUUGAAGAACAUCUGAACUCGGAGUUACAGAAACACAAGAAGGCACUGAAGGACAUGCUUGACAUACUCUAUCCUGGGGAUCAGGACAUGCGACGAAUAAUAAUGAACUUGAUGCAGUUGUACAUUGAUAACCCAAGUGAAUAUAUUGAAUUAUCAGUGGAACAUCAUUUAAGAAUUGCAAGAUUUGUUCAAAUUGGAGUAAUUACUCGACAUCCAUAUGAUCCAAUGAAAGUGAGAUUGUCGUCUUAGUGUCAGUAAUUCACUUGCAAGUGACAAACACUGAUAAGGUUUACAUGUAUAAGAAAAUUUCGACCUGUUGUUUCCAAAAUAGGUCAUAAACAUAAUUAGUGAUCACUUUUUUGAAAAGAUAAGCUGAUUACUGUGCAUCUGUACUUGGAUUGUAGCUGCUUCUGUUUUCUUUCAUGAUGUAAUAAGAGUAUAAUGUAAAUGAAUUAAUGAAUGCCCUAUUGUAGGGAAGCAGCCUACUCACGCCUUAUAAAAUUCUCAUCAGUCUUUCCGUUGUGUGCCAGCCAGUCAGCUGUAACUAGCUCUGACAUCAUAAAUGUUGCGCAAUACUUGAAAAAUCAAGUAAAUAACCUGAAACGUUUCUGGCACGUCAGGAGUAAUACUAAAUCAAUAUGUGUUGAAUGUCAGUUCAAUAACUUUAACCAUUUUCAAA